GUUUAACGUCCUACUGUUCUGCUCCUAACCUGGGCUAAUGAAGACGGGACAAAUUUUAUAAAUUCAUUCAUGGAAAGUUUCACAGACCUAUAAAUACCCUUUUAAGAAAGAUUAUUUUACCGUGGCGCAUGUUUCAUUUCAAGGACGUGCACUGCGCCUGCUUAGAUAAAACGCAAUCUCCGCAUCUCUGAAGCGCAAAUUCAACAGGAUGACUACAACGAAAGGUUUUCAGCAACGUCUGACAGACGGAGACGUUAUCAUAGUAGCGGAAGGAUAUCUCUUUGAAUUUGAGAGACGUGGUUUAUUAAAAGCCGGCGCAUUUGUCCCGGAAGUUGUUUUAGAGAAACCAAAUCUGGUUCGUGAACUCCAUGAGGAAUUCGUCAGAUCUGGAAGUGACGUUGUUCUUGCGUUUACAUAUUAUGGCCACAGAGAAAAACUAAGAGUUAUUGGGAGAGAACAGGAUCUUGAAGCAUUAAAUAUAAAUGCUUUAAAGAUUGCCCGAGAAGUUGCUAAUAAUACAAAUACACUAAUGGCAGGAAAUAUCAGUAACUCUACAAUUUAUGAAAGAAAUAAUCAAGAUUCUAUACAGCAAACAGAGGCUAUGUUUAAGGAACAAAUAGAAUGGGCUGUACAAGAAAAGGCUGAUUUUAUUGUAGCUGAAACAUUCAAUGAAUUAGGGGAAGCCAUGUUAGCUCUACAGUGUAUCCAGAAAUAUGGCAAUGGUCUACCCAGUGUAGUCACAAUGUCACCGAAAGCAAGUGAUCGUACAUUUGACGGGGUGUCAUUUGGUGAUGCGUGUAAACAGCUAGAAGACGCGGGCGCAAAUGUUGUUGGUUUAAACUGUGGACGAGGACCCGCUACCAUGAUGCCUUUACUCAGAGAAAUUAGGCAGGUUUGCAAAGGUCCAAUAGCAGCUGUACCAGUACCGUAUAGAACAACAGAUAAAGAACCAAACUUUCAAGCACUAACAGAUCCAGAUACAGGAAAACAAGAUUUUCCGCUUGAUCUACCAGCCCAUACCUGUAGUAGAAGUCAGAUUAGACACUGGGCAGAAGAAGUUAAACAACUUGGUGUACAGUAUGUAGGAUUGUGUUGUGGUAAUGCGUCACAUUAUCUACGUGAAGUAGCGGAGGUUUAUGGUCGGAAACCAGUGGCUAGUAAAUAUGCACCGGACAUGACGCAACAUUAUACUUUUGGCAAUCGUGCUAAUAACAAAACAUAUUAUACUGAAGGUCUCAAAAUGUCCAUUACCUCAAAAUGAAUUUUGUACUCUGUUGUAUAUUAUAAAACAGGCCUUGGUUUCACAAAGCAUUCUCAAACUUACGUUAAGAAUUUAAUCAUCUUUCAAUCACUGUUUAUGAGAAAUAUCUUUGAUCCAGAAACACACAUCUUUGCACAUAGUUUCUUAAUGAUGUAUUUGAUACAUUAAAACAACAAAAGUUUUAUAAAGGUCUAUAUUUUAGUUAAAAUAAGGCAAACAAUAUUCUUAAGUUCAAGAAUGUUUUGUGAAA
This is a messenger RNA of Patella vulgata (common limpet), 1511 nucleotides long. Its product is annotated as betaine--homocysteine S-methyltransferase 1. Gene Ontology annotation, molecular function: methyltransferase activity; zinc ion binding. The coding region runs from base 209 to 1261 and encodes 350 amino acids. NCBI's taxonomy places the organism in Eukaryota, Metazoa, Mollusca, Gastropoda, Patellidae. The transcript has 7 exons. The record is from RefSeq and is a predicted model, not a curated record.